Messenger RNA from Protopterus annectens (West African lungfish), 3090 nucleotides. It is a transcript of the gene SLTM, whose product is annotated as SAFB like transcription modulator. Bases 66 to 2525 code for a protein of 819 amino acids. The record is from RefSeq and is a predicted model, not a curated record. Lineage: Eukaryota; Metazoa; Chordata; Ceratodontiformes; Protopteridae. Gene Ontology annotation, biological process: regulation of transcription by RNA polymerase II; regulation of mRNA processing. The transcript is spliced from 20 exons. Gene Ontology annotation, molecular function: RNA binding; sequence-specific DNA binding. Gene Ontology annotation, cellular component: nucleus.
UGGUGAUUUAGCCAGCACAAAAGGCGACGCUUGGGUUGCUACUUUCCUGUUACCAUCGCCCAGACAUGGCUUCUACUACCGCUGUGACCGAAACAAAAAAAAUUACAGACCUGCGGGUCGUUGAACUCAAAACAGAAUUAAAAAACAGAAAUUUAGAUGUUACGGGAGUAAAGAAUGUCCUUGUGGCGAGAUUAAAGCAGGCGAUAGAAGAGGAAGGAGGAGAUCCUGAUAACUUUGAAAUUAAAGUUACUUCAUCUUCUGAAACUCCAGUGAAGAAGACUCGCAAAGGCAAGAAAGAAGAUGGGGAUGCAUCCAUGGAAGAAGAUGGAAAGGAGGGAGAUGGAAGUGAUCAAGAUGGAAAUGAUGAAGAUGAUGAAGGUGAGGCUGAGCCAGUGAAAAAGGGUAGUGCAGAAUCUGAUGAAAAGGAAAAAUCUGGAGAGGAGGAGAAAAGUGAAGUGGGAAAAGAACUUGCAGAAGCUGCUUCAGAGGUUACCAAAGAAGAAUCUGGUGAAGCAGGUACUGUCGAUGGUAUACUUGAAGUAUCUAAACUUCUUCCUGCAGAGAAAAGCAUAACUGAGGCUCGGCAGGAUGCAACUGAAGGCAGCACUUCGGUGAAAGACGAAAAUUCAUCUACCACUGUCCAGGCUGAAGAUGCCAUCACUUUGGAUAUUGAUGGCGAUGACCUUCUAGAAACUGGUAAAAAUGUGAAAGUUUCAGAUUCUGAGGCUGCUAAGCAUAAAGAGGAGGAGAAGGCCUCAGCACCAGAUAGCCUGGAAGUUGUGAAGAAGGAUGAAGAAACAAGUGACAAUCUUAAUGAAGACAAGAAGGAAGAUGGAACAAAGUCUGAUCCUUCCAAGAAAGAAACUAGAGAAGCUUCAAAGAAAGUCGAGUCGGGAGACAAAGAAAAGGAUUCUUUGAAGAAAGCCCCCUCGUCUACUGGGGCAUCUGGUCAAGCAAAGAGUUCAACAAAGGAGUCCAAGGAUGGGAAGACCUCCAAAGAUGAUAAAGGAGGUGCCUCAAGUGGUUCAGCUCGAAAUAUAUGGAUUAGUGGUCUGUCUUCAAAUACAAAAGCAGCGGACUUGAAGAAUCUGUUCGGAAAGUAUGGCAAGGUGCUUGCUGCCAAGGUUGUGACCAAUGCCAAGAGUCCUGGUGCAAAAUGUUACGGAAUUGUAACAAUGUCCUCUAGUGCUGAAGUGACUAGGUGUACAACACAUCUUCAUCAUACAGAGCUCCAUGGACAGCAAAUUUCUCUUGAAAAGGUGAAAACUGAUCCUUUGAAAAAAGUAUCUGAGAGCUCAAGUAAAGCUGCAGGAGAGAAAAAAACUGUUGGAAAAACUAACAAGGCUGCUACUUCAGGGAAGAAAGACGAGAAAAAGACUGAGAAGAAGGAGAAAGAUGGUGCAAAGAAGGAUGCUAAAGAUGAGAAGGCUGAUGCAGCAUCCACUGCUUCUGGGACAGAAUCUAAAACUGAAGAGAAGAAACACUCUGGUGGAAAAGAUGAAGAUGAGAUGGUGAUUAUUGAUCAAACAAAAGGAGAUCAAUUUUAUGUUAAACCUUUAAGAAAGGGAAGGUUUGAGAAGAUGGCGAUGAUGAGAAGCAGCGAGAGGUUCUUUCAGGGCAGACCAAGGUUCAGAGGAGGAGGAAUGGGUGGAAGGAGAGAGAUCAUGCCCUUUGAAAAGAUGAAGGAGCAGAAGAUUCGAGAGCACUUGGUGCGAAUAGAAAGAGUUCGCCGAGCCAUGGAGCUGCGAAGAAGAAGAGAAGAGGCAGAAAGACAACGCCGUGAGCGAGAACACAUAGGAAUGUUGCGUGAGAGGGAAGAACGUGACAGGUUAUUGAGAGAACGCGAGCGUCUGGAAAUUGAAAGACAAAAACUAGAGAGGGAGAGAAUGGAGCGGGAACGUUUGGAAAGGGAACGCAUUCGCAUUGAACAGGAGCGCCGCAAAGAAGCAGAUCGCAUGGCUCGGGAACGAGAAGAACUUAGACGUCAACGUGAUCAGUUGAGAUAUGAACAAGAAAAAAGGAACUCCAUGAAGCGGCCAAGGGAUGUAGAUCACAGGCGUGAUGAGGCAUUCUGGAGUGAAAGCAAGAAGAUGGCAAUGGACAGUGAUGCUCGUUUUAGUCAUGGAUCAGACUAUACUCGCCAGCAAAGGUUUAAUGACUUUGAUCAUAGAGACCGUGGAAGAUUUCCAGAGGGUUCUACAGUGCAGUCUUUCGAGAGAACUGACAGAACUGGAAGAGAAAUCCCCACACAUGGAAUGAGAGCUGGACCCCCUGGCGGUGUUGGUUCAAGUUAUGGCAGAGAGGGAGCACCACAUGGCCGUGAUGUUGGCGGUUCAAGAAGGGAGUGGCAUGGACCUGGUUCUCAGGGUGGUUAUAAUCCCAAGAGAAUUGGAAUGGGUCGUGGUGGAAUGCAGCCACAUUCAAGCCACCCUUCACCAGUGAACAGGAUGGUUGGCGUUGCUGGCAAUUCAAUGCAAAGAAGCGGAUUCAAGCCUUUUAAGGGUGGCCCUCCACGAAGAUUCUAAGAUUGAAAUUUUCAAAUCUUUCCAUUGUGUUGGACAGUUAAAUUAACCUGACAAGGUUGAACAUUUGCAUUACUUUUAAAACUUUUAAAUACCUUUCCAUGGAGAACUCCACCCACGCAAAAAGAUAAUCUGGAGACAUUUUAAUGUUAAGCUGCAUUCCUGUUUUUCCCCUUCAUGGUUCUUGUAUCUUUACAGUUUCUUACAGCACUGAAAAUGUGUAGAUUGUAAUUCAUAAUUUUUUAUGGUAUGCAGAUAUAUGUUGCAAAUACAGUUUUGUUCUAGUCACAUUUUAGAAAAUAUAUUACUGGCAUUGAAGCUGUUCAUGGGCUGUAACAUAGAAAACUAGCUGAAGUUCUUAAGGAUGAAAGCUCUUUUGUGGACAUUGCAGAAUAUUUCUAACGUAUAGACUGUUUUAUUUAUACAGUGAAACGGUGUAAGCCUUUGUCAGAAUUGUACUUUUGUCAGAAAAGGGUACUGUUGUAAAGUACUAUUGCAUAAGUCCGUCUCUGGUGUAAUGCUGGCAAAGUGAAAUUUUUUUUAAAUAAAUCUUACCAUUCUUCAGGUA